GAACAGCAACGCCGUUUUAAUUCGGGGAAUAUUCUUCACGACUCUCUCUAAUUUCUCUUCAACGACUUAAAAAGGACGUACAGAUACAAAAAAGUCGUCCAAAAGCUGCAGAAGAUUUAGAAACCGAUAAAGUAGUUAAACAUGCGAUUAAAACAUGAUUUUGUAAUCGACGGCUAGAGUUAAGCAGCGGGGAAGAGCCGGCGAGUAUUUCCAGUCAGGAAUCACCGGACUCCAGUCAGUGGAAGCGAGACGCACAGAUCCGCGUCCGUCAGAACCGCGCCUGAUCUGAGGCUACACGCUCACAUAAAGGUCCUGUGAACUCAUGAUGCUGUAGACACCAGGAGCUAAAUCUCUAAAGGAUGAAGAUCAGGAUGUUGCCUAGAAUAUACAAUCUUGUAUUUAUUUGUCCUGUAUAAGUAAAAUAAUUGUUUGACAUCCAUCUGAAUGGUCUGAACCAGAAUGGCCAAGCCGUUCUACAGACUACAGCACUUUUUAAGGCGGGCUCAGUUGCUUCUGUUUUUUCUGGGUGUGGCUUACAUCAUGGCAGGAAGCGUGUUACUGCUUCAGCGCUCCAGUGUGCUAACAUUUCAGAGAGAAACAGAUACCGCGGCGCUACCUUCACUACCAGCGCCACCUAGACCCCUGGAGCUACCUGCUGCCAGGUGGUUGUACAGAAGGAAUGUCAUCCAAGUGAUGGAGAACCAACCUCGUGAUCAGACAGACAGCAGAAAGGACCAAAAACACUUCAUAUCUCGUAAUCUGGAGAUCAGGCAUUUGAGACGCCACUGGUUCCAUGAUAAUGCAGAACAGAAAAGCUCUUCUGAACAUAAUCUGUCACACAAGAAAGACAGACAAAAAGGAACCUACAUCGGAUGUUUUAUAAACAAUGAAACGGAGCACGCACUCGGCGGGACCAUUCUUUAUGAUUUCCGCAAAAUGACCAGCGCCUUGUGUCAGGACACCUGCUCUGAGAGUGGGUUCCGGUAUGCUGGGCUGGAGUAUGGAGCGGAGUGUCACUGUGGAAAUCGGGUCUGUGCCCACCGGGCUCGGGGUGAAGACUGUAAUCUGGAUUGCCGUGGAGAGAAGGGAUCCCGCUGUGGAGGGGUGGGACGCAUGUCUGUUUACAGAGUUGAGGAUAGACUUCCAGGACAGAGGAGAUACAGAACUGUGCACUACCACGGCUGUUACAAGAAGUCACAGAACUCUACCGCUGGCUUCCUGAACCAGACCUCUGGCCCGACACACACACCUCAGCAGUGUAUCGAGACCUGUACUGAUCAGGACCUGCCAUUGGCCCUUUUGAGAGGGCAGGACUGUUUCUGCAGCCAUGCCCCAUUUCUCUUCACAAUCCAGAUGAGUGAACAGGAAUACAUGUGUGAGAGGAGCAACCAAACAAACCACACCUCUCCUUAUGACCUUGACUACUACUGGGUGUACAGUACUCCUGUGCUUGAUGCAACGUGCAAAGAAAGGAGAUUUAUGCCCCAGAAGUCCAGCACUCUUGUAGCCCUGUCCAGCUUUCCAGGGGCAGGAAACACCUGGUUACGUCACCUGAUUGAACUCGCCACUGGAUUCUACACCGGCAGCUAUUACUUUGAUGGAUCUCUGUACAACAAAGGUUUUAAAGGAGAGAAGGAUUACUGGCAGAGCGGGAGAGUCAUCUGCGUCAAGACUCAUGAAAGCGGCCAGCGUGAGAUUGAAAUGUUCGACUCGGCCAUCCUGCUAAUGCGAAACCCCUAUCGUUCUCUAAUGGCAGAGUUCAACCGCAAGUGUGCCGGACACCUGGGCUACGCGUCAGAUGUUCACUGGAGGAGCAAAGAGUGGUCAGAGUUUGUGGACAGCUAUUCAUCCUGGUGGGUGUCUCACGCUCUGGCCUGGUUGCGGUUUGCCCACCGCCUGCUGGUGGUACACUUUGAAAAUCUACAAGAAGAUCUAGCCCCUCAGUUAAAGACCAUCACCGCUUUCCUGAACACCAGCAUUCCUGAGGAAAGACUUCUGUGCACAAAGAGCAACAGAGACGGCCAUUUUAAACGCUCUGGAUCACGUAGCCUGACCUUUGACCCCUUCACCCCCGAAAUGAGAGCUCGUAUAGAUGAAUACAUCCGGACAGUAGACAGUGCUCUCAGAGACAGAAACCUUGACGGCCUACCACAGGAGUACAUGCCCAGAUGAGGAUUCGUGAACGCAGAUGCUGCCCUCUGCUGGAGGGAGGACACAGAAACACAAAGUGCCUGAGUAAAAACACAACUGCUGUCUGUCUGUUGUUUUAUUUGUGCUUUAUGUUUGUGGUUGUGCUGUCACUUGUUUGAUAGCAUUGUGGAGACUUUGUCUAGUUCAUAUGUUUUAUCAUUAAAC
Messenger RNA from Sinocyclocheilus grahami, 2355 nucleotides. RefSeq names its product WSC domain containing 1b (gene wscd1b). Gene Ontology annotation, molecular function: sulfotransferase activity. Lineage: Eukaryota; Metazoa; Chordata; Actinopteri; Cypriniformes; Cyprinidae. The record is from RefSeq and is a predicted model, not a curated record. The transcript is spliced from 9 exons. The coding region runs from base 460 to 2172 and encodes 570 amino acids.